UAAAGAAAGAGGAAGAUUUGGUCUCUAAUACAAGUUUUUGUUAUUAGUAUUAUUACUAUUAGGCGCACUUCGACUACAAAUAGAACCAUCUACUGGUGUCAGAUGGUGUGAGGGGUGAGGGUCUAAAAUCUCUACUCCAGUCAAGUCUCUCUCUACCAACUUUCAGGGUUGCUACUUCAUGGAGAGGAGCAUGAGGGUACCUUUUUACGUUCUUGCCAUUUUUCUUCUCCUAUCAGACCCUUUCGCUGUUAUAAAUGCAAACUCUGAAGGUGAUGCUCUGUUCGCGUUCAGAAGAGCUGUGAAAGACCCAAAUAACGUUCUACAGAGCUGGGAUCCAACUUUGGUGGAUCCUUGUACAUGGUUCCAUGUUACCUGUGAUGAUGAUAAGAGAGUGACCCGACUGGACCUCGGACAUGCAAAAUUGUCUGGUCAUUUGGUUCCAGAGCUAGGGAAGCUCCAGCGCCUUCAAUUUCUAGAACUGUACAAGAAUGAUUUGAAGGGUCCAAUACCAAAGGAACUUGGAGACCUCAAGAACCUGGUUAGCUUGGGUCUCUACCAGAAUAACCUCACUGGCUCCAUUCCCGCCACCCUGUCCAACCUCUCCAACAUCAAAUUCUUGCGGCUCAACAGCAACAUGCUCACUGGAAGAAUACCGAGGGAACUCACUAAGUUGGGAAACCUCAAGAUCUUAGACCUAUCAAACAACGAUCUGUGUGGUACUUUCCCGACAUCCGGCUCUUUUUCCAAGUUCUCUGAACAAAGAUCCAUGCCCAAGUUGAUCUAUGUGUGUGAGAGAAUUGGAUAAUAGUUUAUAUUCCUGCAGUUUCAAGAAUAACACAAGACUGAAAGGACCGGAAUUAAUGGGAUUCGUCAGAUAUGAUACUGGAGAAAGCUGCAAAUGAAGGAUUAUAUCUACCAAAUAACCAGGAGGAAGUCAAUCUCUAUCGUCCAAACAACGUAUCAUAUAGGAAAUGUCUAUUUUCCUUGCAUCCGUUCCAAAUUACCAAUAUUAUGCAUUGCAUUCUAAUUAGGACAUCGGCAAUUCUUUUCUUGGUUUCCAAAUCUGUACAGCUAGUACGGAUGGUUUGUGAUGUCCAUUUGUAAUAUAUAGAUAGAUAUAGAUUAAUUAUAAUGAUAAUGACAAAAGCCACUUAAAUUUGGGUAUUUGGAAUUUA
Messenger RNA from Vigna unguiculata (cowpea), 1175 nucleotides. RefSeq names its product leucine-rich repeat protein 1-like. The record is from RefSeq and is a predicted model, not a curated record. Lineage: Eukaryota; Viridiplantae; Streptophyta; Magnoliopsida; Fabales; Fabaceae. Gene Ontology annotation, molecular function: protein binding.